AUGUCCCUCUCGCAUGUCACCUCUGCAAUCGUCACGAUGCCCUCUCGUAACAAGAUCGAUUCUUUCCAUCUCUUCAUAUAUGACUUCCCCAGCGUGUUCGCAAGACAGUUUCCUAGCGCUACAGCCAAAGGCAUAGGUAUCAUCCACGAAUGGGAAUUUCACUUUAAUCAAAAGAAUCGAGCAAACAUCCGGCCGAGAUUUGGUACCAGUCUGCUUGGAUUUGAGCCUGUCGGGAAGGAAUAUCUGAUGCCAGCGCCAGAGGUGAAGAAGGAAAUAUUUGACAGCAGAAAGGGCUUUCCCGCUUGUGGUCUCAUCUUUGAAGUCAAUAGCAUUGACAAUAUGGCUAUCGAAAGGGCAUUCGCAAAGCAACACCGCCAACGAGUUCUGUGCAAAGCAUGGACAUCUCCAGCUCUAGGUCAAGCCAUUGACUCGAAGUCUGUUCGCAUUGUAACCGCCUUUGCAGAUUUGCAUCACACUCGACAGGGUGGCAACCCACUUACCUUCAUGAGCCCAGCGGAAUACCAUAGAUGGAUGGAGACACUUGGUAUAUACACUCGCAAUGGUAUGCCCAAAGUUCUUCGGGACUUUGUACUUAAUGUGGUCAACGGAAAAGCCACCAACAAGUUUUCUCCGAUUUACAUCAAUCCAGAAGCUUAUCCUAUCGAUGUCACCAAAAUGAUUCGAAAACUCAAAGAAAAGCGUGAGCGCGAUAAAUCUCACAGAAAGCAGCUCCCUCCCACAGCUACCAAUCUCCAGAAAAACAACUUCACGAGUACUCGUACGGUCGUACCUACUAUCCAAGCGAAGAACUACGAAGCCAGGAUUAGCGGUCAUUGCGACGAGGAGCAUAUACAAGACCAGAUUGUCAAUGUCUACGAACAACCUCUCCCUGGCAAGGCCGCUAAUCUUCAGGAACAAUACUACAGAAACCAUGGCAUACUCGCACCUGCAUGCCCAUUCAACGACCAUCAAGCCAAGGUUUACGAGGAUUAUCACGAUGAGAUUUUGCGUAGUCAGGUUGAUGUUGACUUUCAGGACACGACGCAUUUCAAGGCAACUGUCUCCUACUGGGAUCGGAUAUCUGAAAGAUGCGACGACGGACUCGAUGUUCUCGAUGCCAUUAAGGAAAGCCGUAGUCAGCGUCAUUGGACACGUCCAAACACUGCUGAGCGCCUUGAGGCAGGCGAGGGUGAAGGAGAAACUGCACUUCCACAACCAAAGCCAAAGCCAGCUUUUAGUGUGGCUAUGCAGAAGCCCACCGAUGCAACCAACAGUAAAACUACAGAUUUGACAGAGCAGAAACCCGCCACUACCAUAAUUAAUGAGAGGCAGCGCCCACAGACUGCACAGGCUUCCCACCUUGCUGUACAGCCUCCGGUCAAGAAGCAAAAAGUCCAACAAUCAGGUCCAUCAAGAGCUCCCAAGUGCCAAUUGAACCAAACUCUGGCUUCUUUUACAAGCACGCUCAUCCCGACCCAGCAACAACGUCCCACGAAGUAG
Cadophora gregata is the source of this 1500-nucleotide messenger RNA. RefSeq lists its product as uncharacterized. The transcript has 2 exons. The coding region runs from base 1 to 1500 and encodes 499 amino acids. Lineage: Eukaryota; Fungi; Ascomycota; Leotiomycetes; Helotiales; Ploettnerulaceae. The record is from RefSeq and is a predicted model, not a curated record.